Molecule: messenger RNA, 5885 nt
Organism: Hermetia illucens (black soldier fly)
Lineage: Eukaryota; Metazoa; Arthropoda; Insecta; Diptera; Stratiomyidae
Exons: 9
Coding region: 669-4589 (1306 amino acids)
Biological process (GO): regulation of gene expression
Cellular component (GO): nucleus
Source: RefSeq, a predicted model, not a curated record
GAGUGAAGUAGUGCGAAGCGCGGGCCGAAGCGGAGUGGCAAUGAAUGCUGGGUGCAAAGCGUAGAGUCGGAUUGCCGCCUGCCUGCCGCGCGCGCCAAUCGUGCAUCAGUUUAAUCGUUGUCCACUUCUUGUGCCUCGUUCGUUCGUCGAUUCUUGGUGGGUUUUCUAACCUUCUUUUUCUUGUCUGUCGCUCGUCUCUUAUGUGCUCUCGGUCCGUAUCCGUAGUCACUUUGUACGUCGUCGGAUUCUUUUACGUCGCCCUCGGGAAAGGAAAUUUUGUGGAUUUUUUCGAAAAAGUGCAGUGCGACCCGAAAAACCCGGCAGUGCAAAUGAUGUCAAAGAUCCUGGCCUCGUUUUAAUGAGCGCACCGCAAAUCGGCGUGCAAGAAGGAACGAGAAAAACCGGCCGACUUAAAUCAACGGAUCAUCUUUAAAGCGAAACAUAAACCGACAAAGGAUUCAAACAGUGUCCUGGCGAAUAGUUCCAACGAGAAUCGUGAAAAGGAAGAGAAGAAAUCGAAGAAGAGAUCCAAGGAUACGAAAAAAGUUAGCAAAUUAUCUUUUAAUCAGGACGACGACGAGGAGGGCGAAGAUAACUAAUAAAGGUCCAGCAUCAAGGCAAGAUAUCUACAAUUUAAUAAACAACCAUAAAUCACAGAUACAUAAAUAAUGGGAGAAGUUGGCGCUGUCAUACCUGAAAAACAAUCUGAAUCUCCUGCAUCAGCCACACCUGCAUCCACGGUGAACGGUGACGUGAAUGGUCUCUGCAAAUUGAGUACAAGUGGUGGUUCUACAAGUGAGCCAAUGGACGUCGACACAGAAGAUGAUUCACAAGUGUCGUCAGAGAAUGGCGUAUCAGAUCUUUCAGAAAACCACAAUACGGCCUUGAAACUUCCUAUAAUAUCAAAAGCCGAAUCUUUGGGAAGCUCGCCACAAAUUGGAAACAUAGCAAUUAACAAUAAAAUGAUGAAAUCACCAUCCAUACAUUCUGAAGAAAAUUCGCGACAAAAUUUGGAAACAGAAGAUGAUUUUUCAAGAGAUCAACAGAGCAACAAUGAAAUGGAAACAGAAAUUGAAAAUUCUCAAGGUGAUGACAACACAAGAACUACCACAACUACCAAUGAUGAAAAUUCACACGAUGGCAUUGAUGAUCCUAAGGAGGAUUUGAGUUCACAUGAUAACGAUGUGAACAUGUCAACCGAGGGGGAGGAGACGACCAAUGAUAAUUCAACGCAGCAUAAUACAUUAGAAGAGGAAAAUUCACAAAGCAGUCAAAACAGUGAGAAAAGUGAAAAUGGCUUGAAGGAAAAUGGUAUAAAGUCAGUUGCCGAAAAUAUGAAUCGCCCGCCAUCGAAUGAAGCUGAAGACGAAGAAACCCGGAGUUCUAACAAAGAGGUUUUCUCCGAACAUAAAACCAAAGAGAAUGGUGAAGUUAAUGGAACUAAGACAGCAAAAGCCACAAAUGAUACGGAUGAUAUCACGAUCAUAGAAUCAGAUGAAGAUGAUAAUGAAACAGCGGCGCCUCGAUCGGCACCGCCUGCUAAAACUAAUACACAACCAAUCCCCAAGCACAAUUCGAGCCUCCUGAUUACUAAAGUUCAAUCGAAUGUAGAACAGCCGAAAGUUGAUUCAACUACGGAUAAAAAUUCCAAAGGAAAUGGUAAUACCGCGUCAGCAACCAAUCCCAUGGACGACGAUGCUCCGGUCAUAAUUCCGUCAGAUUCUGAAAGUGAUGACGAUUCGUCGAAACAGGCAACAACUCCAGCAUCGUCAGCAAAACCACCGCCUACAGAUGAAGAUAUGAGCGGGGACGAUUGUGUGGUUAUUGAAGAUGAUGAUAAGAAGGACAAAGAGUUGGAUUUGUCCCAGCGAACAAUGAACCGGCAAAGAAAGAGCAUUGUGCGACCACGGGAUGUAGAAGAUGAUGACGAUGUUGCCGAAAUUGUUGAUGAUGAUCUUCCGCCAUCGAAAAAAGCUCGAACUGGCCCUCUUCAAGCACACAAUGCAACUCCGAAUAUUCAACUUGGCCAAAUCACAAUUAAGGAUCCGCGGAGUUUAAUGCAGCAGUUCACAGAUUCGGUGAAGUCUACGUUUCAACAGCAGUUUGCUCAAACAGUUGGUAUGGUUGGAGCCAAUGCACCCAAACCUGUUGCUGGAAUCCUUCCAAUAUCGGCUUCUCCACAAGGAAUUUUUCCUAACAACAUUCGACCUUCGUUGGCACCACUUUCGGUACCACCUAAACUUGUACCUACCACUCCUCCUGUUGCAGCUUCCCCUACUUUGCCUGUAUCAAAUCCUACAUUACUGCCUGCCUUGACGGACGACAUGUUCGUUCUCGAAGCGCCUUCAUUCAUCGUUCCUUAUAUCUAUGAAAAGCCGCCAUCAGAGAACUUGAAGGAAGUUGUGGCGAAACUGGAAACAGAAAUCGCGAAGUUGAAAAAAGAGGUUGGUGCGCCAGCAUCUGAGGAGAUCAAGAAGGAAGAAACAGCAGAAAAGUCGGAGGCGGAUGAAAAGCCUGAAGGUACGACAGAGGAGGAAAAGGGUGAUGAUGAUGAUAAAGCCAAGAAAAAGAAGAAAAGUAAAAGUCAGGAUGAUUCGUGGGAUGAGCUGGAUACAUCGACGGAUGAGGAAGCUUCUGACGGUGAACUUCGCACAAAAGUUCUCAUUAAGGAUGUUAAGCCUGAUUUAGAUACGAUCAAGGCUGUAUUGACUGACGCUUCGAAAUCAACGCCUGCACCACCCCCAGAAGAUAAGAAAAGUGAUCCGAAAAAUGAAAAUUAUUUCGAAAGUCCUCUGGGAAAAUUUUUUAUAGACAUUGGUAUAAAUUUAGUGCAAGAGUAUGUACAAACUGAUUUGCUGCGAAUACAGAAACGCAAGUUAAGCAAAUCCCUUAAGUCAGCGACGGCCGAGACUGAACUCGCCAUUCGCAAUCUCCAGAAGAAUAUUGAAGCAAGUAAGAAGCGCAAUGAACCUUACAAGUUCGACUUGAAACGCUGCGAAUAUUGCAAUUUCAAGUCGGAAUCAGCUCUAUCCAUGGCUCAUCACUAUGAAACACCUCACAUGCGUCAAUAUCUGUACAAGUGUAAUUUCUGUUCGUAUGAAACUCGACCUGCGCAUGAUAUUCUGUUUCAUAUGGAGGCGGUGCAUAAUGUGAAGGGUCGUCUGGAGAAGGCAUUAGCUUACAACCAAUGUCCCAACUGUCCAUUUGAGGAGAACGGCAAGGCGAAGUUUGCCAGGCAUGUACCGGUUUGCGCUAAGAAAUUCCGUCCUGAAGUGAAUUUGCAGCCGCCACAUGACUGGGAAGCACCAGCUAAGAUUCCACGUAUCAAACCACGGCAUGGUCUUGUUGGUACAGCGACGGCAUAUCAGGCGAUGGCUGCGCAAGCUGCUGCACAGAAAGCUCAACUGGCUGCAAUGGCAGCACGAGCUGCGGCCCCGGUUAGUACUCCGCCACCAAGCCGUAAUCGUGGCGGCCGACCAGCUAUCGUUCCCCGAAUGCAGGCGAAUGCACCUACAGGAAUCCGUGGAAACGCCCCACUUCGGCCUCCAAUACCAGGAGUUGUAUUGCCAACUGGCUACCAAAUAGCUCCAGGCGGACAAAUAAUUCAGGUAGCGGGUUCGAACUUGGCAGUUCUUUCCAAUCCUCAUAAUACCUUAAGCCUGCAGCAACCUCCACAACAGCAACAACAGUCACAAACGACGAAGAAGAAUUCAGGACAACAGCCUAGUAUAUCAAUCACGCCUCUUCCUCGGCAACCUGGAAAUGUUUCGAAUGCGAUAGGUUUGUCAGCUACAGCAGCGAUGCCACCAAAACCGCCUGCAGCGGCUGGAAUAAAGCCAGGACAGGCUCCAACGGGUGGUAAAGCUUCGUUCGUUAUAUGUGAAAUUUGCGAUGGUUACAUUAAAGAUCUGGAACAAUUGCGUAAUCAUAUGCAAUGGAUGCAUAAGGUCAAGAUUCACCCGAAGAUGAUACAUAAUCGGCCUCCUCUAAAUUGCCAGAAAUGUCAAUUCCGAUUUUUCACCGAUCAGGGAUUGGAACGGCAUUUGCUCGGUUCUCACGGAUUAGUCACGAGUUCCAUGCAAGAAGCGGCGAAUAAAGGAAAAGAUGCUGGAAGGUGUCCUGUUUGUGGAAGAAUGUAUCAAUGGAAACUACUCAACCACGUGUCACGCGACCAUCACAUGACCCUAAAACCUGCACAUUUAUCAUAUAAAUGCACAGUGUGUACGGCCACAUUCGGAAUGUACAAACAAUUUGAAAAUCAUGUUUACACAGCUCACAGUACCGUUGCGAAAAAAGCUAUGGAUGGCAAGAAGAAUAGCAACAGUAACAAUCCAAUGGCAGGUGGAAGUGGUUCGUCGGUAGCGAAUUUGAGUAACAUGAGUGGCAUUAGUGUCAGUACCAUUGGCGGUUCUUCGAAAUCAGGCGGAAGUCCCAGUUUGUCGACACUGUCGAGUGGCGAUUCGUUGUUGAAACCUCUGAAAAUCAAUGAUGAAAUAACAAUUAUACCACAACCAGCAUCGAAAUCGCGAAGUUCAAUGUCAAACGAUUAUGAGAGUCAUUUACUUGGUAAGUCAUCAAAUAGAAGAUAAGACCUGGCCCCGUAAGGAGUGUUCAAAUGCGAACUUUAUUAAAUGAUUAAUGAUGAUAGUUUUUUCUCCAUAAAGUUGUCUGUACUGUAUUUUAUUUGAAUUCGGUUUGUACGUUGUUUAUAUGAGUUUUAGUUACACAAAUAAAUUUAAUAUUCACAUUAAAAUGAAUGUCCUAGUUCACUGAACAAAGGCUGCAAGUUUCGAAUCGGUCAGGGUUGCAUAUGGAUUUGAUUUGUCUCCCCGCUAGUUUCACAUAAGUUUGAGUACAGGCUAAAUGAAAGAUGUUUAACAUUUGCUUUGCGUACUGUUAAUUAUAAAACUCUUCAGACCAACGAUCCUGAUCUGUUUGAAAAAUGCACGAUAACAAAGUGAGAAGGGAAUCAGACAAACUUUCCAAUGAAUCUUCUGUGUCUAAUCAUGCAAAAUUGACAUUAAUUUCCCACGAAAACAAAGUAAAGUUUGUGAUUGCUAAGGCUUUGUUAAGCGUUGAUUUAAGUCUACUCCUAAUUUACGUCGCAUUUAGUCCAAAAUGAUAAUGCGAUGGAUACGAUGCUACUGAAUCGUUAUGAUCCAUUAAAGCUAUAGUAAAUAUUUCAAGUAUUUAUUAGAUGUAUGCACAUUCUAUUACUACCCUGAUGAUAAUGAUAUAAAGAAAAAGCAAAGAAGAAGGUCGAAGUUUCUGACAUUCAAUAAGGAACAAUGCAAAGGGAAUAUUUACUCGUUAAUGUUGUACAGAAUAAAUACAUUAAAUAAUGUUGCGUACGCUUCAUUAUUAUACUAAAACAGAGUUUAAGAUUUUUAGCUUAGUAGAAAUUCAGUAAUUUAUAAUUAAUUAAAAACAUUUAUAUGAAACAGGUGAGAGGCUCUUGAGAAGCUCAGACACCGUUAGCUAUAAUAGUUGAUAAGACAAUUAUUAUUUCAUCUGCCCACAUGCAAAUUUCUGAUCACUCUCUCUACUUGGCCGUAUUAAAUUUAUGAUUCUUGUUCAUUUAGAAUUUCACGUUUCAGAUGCGAUUCUCAUUAUUUGUCAUUUAUUCUCUUGAUCUGUUGGAUAAAUGAAUAAUUAUCAUUUUGUAUUAAUUUAAUUUCUUGUCUGUAAAAUAAAACCAUUUUUUACAAAUAGCAUUUUUAACGAAUGUAUGUUUUAUUUUAGUCAUGAGGAUUAUGAGUAAGACACAGAAAAAUAAUACAAUGAAAAUGCUUAUUGUAUAAAGUAAAAAAAAAGUAAUAUUUGAUUUGAUGAUAUCAUAAUUUAAUAGAAGAGUAAUUAAUAAAAGCGGUGAUUUAAGCAAGAUA